CCGAACUGAAACCAAACCCCUUGAAAACCAAAACCCUAGAAUAGAGAAAGACUAAGCAGAAGCAGAAAAUUGAAAUGGGAUUAGAAGUGAGAGAGAUAAGCGGAGAGCCAGUCCUUGACAGCGAGAAUGGAGAAGAGUUGAUGCGUGUGCUACACGGAGUAGACAUAGUGCUUGGUAAUCUUCCUCGCGAGUCCCAUGGCACGCUCUAUAUCACUACCAAGCAAGUCAUAUGGGUAGGCGAUGCAGACAAGACUAAAGGAUAUGCCGUUGAUUUUUUAUCUAUCUCUCUCCAUGCUGUCUCUAGAGACCCUGAUGCCUACCCUGUUCCUUGUUUAUAUACCCAGAUUGAUACGGAAGCAGAUGAGGAUCAUGAUUCCGACAACUCUGAUUCGGAAUUCAAUCAUGUACAACAGGAUUUAUCCAGCAUUAGAGAGAUGAGGCUUGUUCCUACUGAUCCUGCUCAAUUGGACACUCUCUUUGAAAUAUUUUGUGAGGGUGCAGAGCUUAAUCCUGAACCAAAUGAUGAGGAAGGAGAAGAACAUGAUUGGGUUUUCGGCACUGAUCAGAUGGAAGAUGAAGAAGCAGAGGAGGAAGGUUACAUCCCUCACAAUCCAGGCAACUCUAUUGGUCACUCAAAUGGAGAUCAUGACAUAGCUCGUACGGUGCUUGAGCUUCAAAUCAAUGACCAACGAUUUGAGGAUGCAGAAGAGAUUGAGGAUGAUGGAGAUGGCACCCAUCGUUGAGUGCUUGUGUUUUCUUCAAAAUUGCAUCCUCUAGUGUUUUGCAUUAGUCAUAUCAACUGUAUGUUAUGUAGGGCUUAGAGUUAAAACAUUUUUCUCUUUUUUCUGUAAUAGAAGCCAAUUAAAUACUGAUUUUAAAGCUGUAAUAUCUCUUUAUAGAGAAGAAAUAUAAACCUUGUUCGGAUAAUCUAUGGAAAAUUUAUUUGCAAA
Messenger RNA from Abrus precatorius (Indian licorice), 950 nucleotides. RefSeq names its product chloride conductance regulatory protein ICln. Gene Ontology annotation, cellular component: plasma membrane; pICln-Sm protein complex; spliceosomal complex. Lineage: Eukaryota; Viridiplantae; Streptophyta; Magnoliopsida; Fabales; Fabaceae. The record is from RefSeq and is a predicted model, not a curated record. Gene Ontology annotation, biological process: spliceosomal snRNP assembly; cell volume homeostasis; mRNA cis splicing, via spliceosome. The transcript is spliced from 8 exons. The coding region runs from base 75 to 743 and encodes 222 amino acids.